This is a messenger RNA of Hordeum vulgare subsp. vulgare (domesticated barley), 1482 nucleotides long. Its product is annotated as E3 ubiquitin-protein ligase RING1-like. Lineage: Eukaryota; Viridiplantae; Streptophyta; Magnoliopsida; Poales; Poaceae. Gene Ontology annotation, biological process: protein ubiquitination. The transcript has 2 exons. Gene Ontology annotation, molecular function: ubiquitin protein ligase activity. The coding region runs from base 103 to 1206 and encodes 367 amino acids. Gene Ontology annotation, cellular component: cytoplasm. The record is from RefSeq and is a predicted model, not a curated record.
CCCAGAAAAAAAAAGGACUAAACGAGAUACUGAAAGCCGAAGACCUAAAUUCCGUAGAGAAAACUCGCAUCGCCGCCGCUGCCUAGAUCGCCGGGCGCCGCCAUGUCGACCCCGGGCGCCGCCUACUACGCUUCCCUCGCGCGCAAGCAGUACUUCUGCUAUCAAUGCAACCGCACCGUCCUCAUCGCCGCCUCCGCCGCCGCCGCCGGCGAGCUCUCCUGCCCCGAGUGCCGCGGCGACUUCCUGGAGGAGGUCACCGUCCCCGCCCCCACCAUCCUCCCCUUCCCCUUCGCCUUCCCCCCCAUGAUGCCCACCGCCUCCUCCCCGUCCCGAUCCUCCUCCUCCUCCACCGCCGCGCCCCCCUCCAGCGACCUCUCCAACUUCCUCACCAGCAUCCUCGACCUCCAGGAGGGCCGCCGCGUUAGGUCCAGGAGUGGCAGCGGCGCCGCCUCGGCCGCUGGCACGGCCACGCCUGAGAACGAGCCGGAGUCCUUCGACCCACUCGUGUUUUUCCAGAACUACAUCCACACCCUCAUGGAGGGGGGCGCCAACGUCCAGGUGCUCCUGGACGACGCCAGCGUCAACCUUGCCCCCGGCCUAGGCGGCCGUACCGGUGGGGCAAGCUAUGGGGACUACUUCGUCGGCCCGGGACUGGAGCAACUCAUCGAGCAGCUCGCCGAGAACGAUCCGAAUCGCUACGGCACGCCGCCGGCUGCCAAGUCCGCCCUGUCCACCCUUCCUGACGUCGUUGUCACUGAUGCCAUGGUUGCGGCGGCAGAGGGCGCCGAGUGCGCUGUGUGCAAGGAAGAUUUCUCACCUGGAGACGGGGCCAAGCAGAUGCCCUGCAAGCACAUCUAUCACGCCGAUUGCAUUGUACCCUGGUUGGAGCUCCACAAUUCCUGCCCCAUUUGUCGCUUUGAGCUGCCCACCGAUGAUCCUGAUUAUGAGGGCAUUAAGGCCUCAAACCCACAGUCAUCUGUUGGUGGUGGUGGUGCUGCUGCAUCUGGGAGCUCUGGUGUUGCUGAAGAAGGAGGGGAGGAGAGUGGGGAGAGGGUGGUGGAAAGGAGAUUCAAUGUGUCAUUGCCAUGGCCGUUUGGUGGAUUGGCAGGUCAAACACCACAGCAAGAUGGGAACAAUGCUGGUGCUGGCAGUAGCUCACAGGACAGCGGUUCGCAGGAUGGAGCUGGUGGUAGUAACAAAAAUUGAACACAAAUCUGUGAUCAGUUGGAGGUUCCCUUGUCGGCGAUGCGUCCAGAGGUCGACAAUGUUGAUGCGCCACCGUGAGUUAUACUACAGACAAUUGAAAGACCAAAGGAAUUUACAGCAUGUUUAUUUGGUGGAACAAAACAAUGUUGGUUUUAGUUGUGGUUGUCGCUGUCUGUUAGGCCGUGUACACAAGGCACAGAGACUGCCGUGGCAGGAAGUUGUGCGUUGCGUAGACUCAUUGUGCAGAUUUGUUAAAUUGAUGCUCUUUUAUGGAUA